AUGUAUCCUGCCAGAAUUGUUGAUAUAGACCGUAAUUCAACGGUUAUGGCGGAUAGUAAUGAGCGCUAUAAUGAAAUUCAAGAGCGUCAAGACACUGUUCAGAAUUACAACAAUGGAGGGUAUUCGGACGAUCAGUUUUCGGUCUAUCGUGAUAAGGAUGUUUCGGAAACCAGUUCGCACGAAAAGAAGCCACAACCGUUUUCUCAUCAUGUUUGGGAUCCAUUAUUAAAACCUGUUCUAAUCUCUUACCUGAUACCAGUGGGUAUGGCUACCUUCAUUGUGAUGAUCAUUGUCUGGUUGUUUUUCUCUAUUUAUUGGGGGUCGAUGUAUAAAGGAGAUGAAAAAACACCAAAUAUCAAAGGUGUUAUUGUAAAUCGAGACAACGGUGUUAUUGGAAACUCAAUUGUUCAGGCUUUCCUGGAUGUAAACAACUGUUUACCAGUUGGCGGAAGCUGCUCACCUCAUUCAACAUGGAUUCUUCACGACCCCUCAGACUAUCCAACUCACGAAAAGUUGCUUCAGGCUAUUGAGCCUAAGGAGGAGUAUUAUAUCGCCAUCGAAAUUGUUGAAGGGGCAACUGAUAAAUUUCUCCAGGCUCGAGAUACUGGUGAUGCAUCUUUUUGCGGCGAAAAAUCGGUUAACAUUAUAUUCGCUUCGGCUCGAAAUCCAACCAAUGUUCCCAAAUAUGUGUUCCAGCCGGCACAAUCUUUAUUUGAGCGGACACAAGCUCAACUCACUCAAAACUUGACCUCCCAUUUUAUCUCUUCGAACUCAAAUAAUCCUGAGGCUAUUCAGACGGCUAACAGGGCUCCUUGUACUCUCACGAAUCCAAUUUUGGCCAACUUCAUGGACAUUCGCCCUUGGACAACUGAUGUUGCUAUGGCUCCCACUUUUGUCGGUAUGAUUUAUCUUGUUAUCUUAUCAUUUCAAGUCGUAAUGGCAGAGUAUGGAGCUCGGUUCGCAAUUCAACAUUAUUUGCAUUUCGGUGCAUUCGCCUUCUUGCGAUUGACGACCCCAUGUAUCUCUUCAUUAUUCAUUUCCCUGAUGAUUUCUCUCAUCAAUAUUCCUUUUGAUCUUCCUUUUGACGGCUCAUUCUCCUAUGGAGCUGGCUUCAUGGUAUAUUGGAUGUGCACCCAGUGUGGUAUCGUCGUGUUUUUCCUGUGUCUUGAAUCUGUUCUUACACUCGUCACGCCUAAAUUUAUUGGUAUAUUUCUUAUCUUUUUCAUUAUCGCAAACGUCAGUGUGAGUAACACAGAGCUUUCGAUUUCGCCGACAUUUUACAAAUACGGUUAUGCUAUGCCAUUCUACAAUCUGCGACACAUAUAUCUCCACAUCUUUUUUGGCGUGGGUGAGAGGAACAUGAUUCUAAAAUAUAUUGGAAUCAUUUGGGCUUGGAUGUUGGUUGUUGCAUCUAGCUUCAUGUUCGUCGUCUGGUUUGACUACAAAAAGCGAUACAAGUCUCAUAUCAAGACAAUUAAAAACGAGUCGUCACCUUGA
Molecule: messenger RNA, 1497 nt
Organism: Malassezia globosa CBS 7966
Lineage: Eukaryota; Fungi; Basidiomycota; Malasseziomycetes; Malasseziales; Malasseziaceae
Exons: 1
Coding region: 1-1497 (498 amino acids)
Cellular component (GO): membrane
Source: RefSeq, a predicted model, not a curated record